Molecule: messenger RNA, 1089 nt
Organism: Neomonachus schauinslandi (Hawaiian monk seal)
Lineage: Eukaryota; Metazoa; Chordata; Mammalia; Carnivora; Phocidae
Gene: MSI1
Product: musashi RNA binding protein 1
Exons: 14
Coding region: 1-1089 (362 amino acids)
Cellular component (GO): cytoplasm
Molecular function (GO): RNA binding
Source: RefSeq, a predicted model, not a curated record
AUGGAGACUGACGCGCCCCAGCCCGGCCUCGCCUCCCCGGACUCGCCGCACGACCCCUGCAAGAUGUUCAUCGGGGGACUCAGUUGGCAGACUACGCAGGAAGGGCUGCGCGAAUACUUCGGCCAGUUCGGGGAGGUGAAGGAGUGUCUGGUGAUGCGGGACCCUCUGACCAAGAGAUCCAGGGGUUUCGGCUUCGUCACUUUCAUGGACCAGGCGGGGGUGGAUAAAGUGCUGGCGCAGUCGCGGCACGAGCUCGACUCCAAAACAAUUGAUCCCAAGGUGGCCUUUCCUCGGCGAGCACAGCCUAAGAUGGUGACUCGAACGAAGAAGAUCUUUGUGGGGGGGCUAUCAGUGAACACCACGGUGGAGGACGUGAAGCAGUAUUUUGAGCAGUUUGGGAAGGUGGACGAUGCCAUGUUGAUGUUUGACAAAACCACCAACCGGCACCGAGGGUUCGGGUUUGUCACGUUCGAGAGUGAGGACAUUGUGGAGAAAGUGUGUGAAAUACACUUCCAUGAAAUCAACAACAAAAUGGUGGAAUGUAAGAAAGCUCAGCCAAAAGAGGUGAUGUCGCCGACGGGCUCAGCCCGGGGGAGGUCUCGAGUCAUGCCCUAUGGGAUGGACGCCUUCAUGCUGGGCAUUGGCAUGCUGGGUUACCCCGGUUUCCAGGCCACAACCUAUGCCAGCCGGAGUUAUACAGGCCUCGCCCCUGGCUACACCUACCAAUUCCCCGAAUUCCGUGUAGAGCGGACCCCUCUCCCGAGCGCCCCAGUCCUCCCCGAGCUUACAGCCAUUCCUCUCACUGCCUACGGACCAAUGGCGGCGGCGGCGGCGGCGGCAGCUGUGGUUCGAGGGACAGGCUCUCACCCCUGGACGAUGGCUCCCCCUCCAGGUUCAACUCCCAGCCGCACAGGGGGCUUCCUGGGGACCACAAGCCCCGGCCCCAUGGCCGAGCUCUAUGGGGCAGCCAACCAGGACUCGGGGGUCAGCAGUUACAUCAGCGCUGCCAGCCCCGCCCCCAGCACCGGCUUCGGCCACAGUCUUGGGGGCCCUUUGAUUGCCACAGCUUUCACCAAUGGGUACCACUGA